Messenger RNA from Acytostelium subglobosum LB1, 342 nucleotides. RefSeq lists its product as hypothetical. Lineage: Eukaryota; Evosea; Eumycetozoa; Acytosteliales; Acytosteliaceae. The record is from RefSeq and is a predicted model, not a curated record. The transcript has a single exon. The annotation marks the transcript as partial.
UUAAGUUAUAUAACUUCGACUACCACACGCGUUGCUUGCAAGUCUGGUUUGGCAAUCACGACUUUGCUCGCGCCACACACUCUAACUCACUCACACACUAUAUACUACCAACCAACAACAGCAGAAGCAGCAACAGUGUGUGAUCGUGAUCGGUUAGAUAAUCUUGACUUGCUCCCUUCUCCUCCUUCCUCCUUUGAGCUCAUACUUAACACGAUCCAGUGGACACGACCCUCCUCAUUCCCAGAGAGACAAUACCCAUCCGAUCCAUACGGCAAACCCUAUCAAUCCAAACAGUCAAUCAAUCAAUCAAUCACUAUCCAUCAAUCAAUCAAUCAAAUUAAU